Molecule: messenger RNA, 1746 nt
Organism: Eremothecium sinecaudum
Lineage: Eukaryota; Fungi; Ascomycota; Saccharomycetes; Saccharomycetales; Saccharomycetaceae
Product: casein kinase I homolog
Exons: 1
Coding region: 1-1746 (581 amino acids)
Biological process (GO): endocytosis; peptidyl-serine phosphorylation; signal transduction
Cellular component (GO): cytoplasm; nucleus
Molecular function (GO): ATP binding; protein serine/threonine kinase activity
Source: RefSeq, a predicted model, not a curated record
AUGAACAAUUCUAGUGCUAUAGCGGCCGCUAACACAGCUCUGGCUGUUAAUAACAUCACAAACACAAAGAUGAAUAUCUCGUCACCACCUCCACCACCUCCACCCCCACCGCAACAACAGCAGCAACAGCAGCAACAGCAACAACAGCAGCAUCAGCAUCAGCAUCAGCAACAACAACAGGGGACCAUUCAACUGUCCCAUACUUAUAUUCAGCAACAGGGAGGUGUAGGGCUUCCAGGAGGAGUGGGAGCUGGCGCUGCACAGACUUCUAACGUGUCAACUGUUACUGCUCGUGAUGAUACGACGAUUGUGGGUUUACACUUUAAAAUUGGGAAGAAAAUUGGGGAAGGGUCCUUUGGUGUACUUUUUGAAGGUACUAACAUGCUCAAUGGUGUUCCGGUAGCGAUUAAGUUUGAGCCACGGAAAACAGAAGCUCCUCAAUUGAAGGAUGAGUACAGGACAUACAAAAUUCUUACUGGAACGGCAGGUAUUCCACAGGCUUACUACUUUGGCCACGAGGGAUUACACAAUAUUCUUGUGAUAGAUUUGCUAGGGCCAUCUUUGGAGGAUCUUUUCGACUGGUGCGGACGCCGAUUCACAGUGAAAACAGUAGUGCAGGUAGCCGUGCAAAUGAUUACCUUGAUAGAGGAUUUGCAUGCACAUGACUUAAUCUACCGUGACAUUAAACCUGAUAACUUUUUGAUAGGAAGACCCGACCAGCCCGAUGCUAACAAGGUGCAUUUAAUCGAUUUUGGGAUGGCAAAGCUAUACAGAGAUCCGAAGACCAAACAGCAUAUUCCUUACCGUGAGAAGAAGUCUUUGAGUGGAACUGCUAGAUACAUGUCUAUAAAUACACAUUUGGGGAGAGAGCAGAGCCGCAGAGACGAUAUGGAGGCGCUUGGUCACGUCUUUUUCUACUUUCUGAGGGGACAGUUACCAUGGCAAGGUUUGAAAGCUCCAAAUAAUAAACAAAAGUAUGAAAAGAUCGGUGAGAAGAAGAGAAGCACUAAUGUAUACGAUCUAUCUCAAGGCUUGCCCGUUCAAUUCGGUCGCUACUUGGAAGUUGUUAGAAACUUGGGCUUUGAAGAAACCCCAGACUACGAGGGUUAUCGGAAGUUGCUUUUGUCUACGUUAGACGAAUUAGGCCAAGAGUACAAUGGCGAAUACGAUUGGAUGAAGUUGAAUGGCGGUCGUGGUUGGGAUUUAGCCAUUAACAAGAAGCCAAACCUACACGGUUAUGGCAAUCCAAACCCUCCUAAUGAAAAAAACAGAAGACACAGAAAUAAGUACCCUCAACCUGCUGUUGCUCCUCAGCAACUAUCAUCUUCACAAGAUCCUCGUUAUGGAACUUCCCAACUGCAACUGCAACAGCAAAAACUGGAUCCAACUUCCUACGAGGCCUACCAGCAAGAAACUCAACAACGUUAUGCUCAUCAGCAACAGAAAUUGCAUAGUCAACAGCCCUUGAGUAACUACCAGUCGCAACAGCAACAACAACAGCUGCCUCAACAAGUCCAACAAGCACAGCUGUCUCAUAAACAACCACAGACCCAGUACCGUUCCCAACAACAGGCGCAAUAUCAGUUCCAAACUCACUCUCCACAGCACGGCCUGAACCACAAACUGAGCCAACAGGGUCAACUUGGUACUGGUACAGUAGGUACUACCGCGGUAAAUGGCCAACCAACUGAUCUCGACUCUGUAGCAUCCGCUAAGGGAUUCUUUGCCAAAAUGAAUUGUUGUUAG